CACACACAUAAUACUACUACAGGCCAACCAAAAGUUCCGAUGAAGAAGUCCAAAUUCUUCUCAAAAUAAAAAGAGUGAAUUCUCACCCUUCAAAAAGGGUCAAACCCCCCUCAAAAAGGCCCAAAAAAAAGUUUUUGCCAUCUGUGUUGGAUUUCCUCCUGUAUUAAACUCCGCCGCUUCCUCUCCCCCCCACCACGACCACACCUCGCGUCGAGCACCUGCCCGUCCCACCACCUCCCAGAUGCGCCCAAGCCUCCUCCUUUCUUACUAGAGCCCACCCGCCGUCGCGUCCCCCCCCCUUCCCCCCCCCCCCCCCCCAACUCUCACGAACCCCCCUACCUGCCCUCAUCGCUCGCUCCCAGUACGCAUCUCACGCUCCUCGGUCCUUGGCGUCGCCGUUUCUUGCGCCGGCGGAUGCGCUCGCGCCCCCGCCGCGAAUCCAGGUGCCCCGCGUCCCCGUCGCACCGCCAGGAUCUAGGCCGUGAGCAAUGGCGGCUGUGGCACCACCGCUGUGCACCUGGCUCGUCGCGGCAUGCUUGUCCGCGGCCUGCGGCGCUGACGACAAGGAGAAGCAGCGGAGGCACCGCGUAGGUGGCGUCGGGGGACUGUUCGGCUCACGCCGCCGCCUCGGUGCCUGUCGCCGCGGCGGGGCGCGUUCUGGAAUGGCCAUGGCUAUUGCUUUGCAUCCUGAAAGGGGAGCUGUGGAAAACAAGAAAAAUGAUAUCAAAAGGAGGGUGGUUGUCACUGGCAUGGGUGUAGUGACGCCAUUAGGCCAUGAUCCCGAUGAAUUCUACAAUAACCUUCUACAGGGUCUCAGUGGAAUAAGCGAGAUAGAAGCAUUCGACUGCUCUAACUAUCCCACGAGAAUUGCGGGAGAAAUCAAAUCAUUUUCGACAGAUGGUUGGGUUGCACCAAAGCUAGCUAGGCGAAUGGACAAGUUCAUGCAAUAUUUGGUAACUGCUGGAAAGAAAGCAUUGGAAAAUGCUGGAAUCACUGAAGAAAUCAUGAACGAUUUGGAAAAAUCAAGAUGUGGGAUUCUCAUUGGGUCUGCUAUGGGUGGCAUGAAGGUUUUCAGUGAUGCGAUUGAAGCAUUGAGAGUCUCCUACAAGAAAAUGAACCCAUUUUGCGUACCUUUUGCUACUACAAAUAUGGGUUCUGCAAUACUUGCUAUGGAUCUGGGCUGGAUGGGCCCAAACUACUCUAUUUCUACGGCUUGUGCUACCAGUAACUUCUGCAUUCUGAAUGCAGCUAAUCAUAUCAGAAAGGGGGAAACUGAUGUGAUGCUCUGUGGUGGUUCUGAUGCACCAAUCAUCCCAAUUGGAUUGGGAGGUUUUGUGGCCUGUAGAGCUCUUUCACAGAGAAACAGUGAUCCAACAAAAGCUUCUCGGCCUUGGGAUGUGGAUCGUGAUGGAUUUGUCAUGGGAGAAGGGGCUGGUGUGCUUGUUUUGGAAGAACUUGAGCAUGCAAAGCAAAGAGGUGCGGAAAUAUAUGCUGAAUUUUUGGGAGGAAGCUUCACAUGUGAUGCAUACCACAUGACAGAGCCACAUCCUGAAGGGAAAGGGGUUAUUCUUUGCAUUGAAAAAGCAUUAGAAGAUGCAGGAGUAACGAAGGAAGAGAUUAACUAUAUAAACGCCCAUGCAACAUCUACACAGAUGGGUGAUUUGAAGGAAUUUGAAGCUCUCAUCCGUUGUUUUGGCCAGAAUCCUCAGCUAAGAGUGAACUCAACAAAGUCAAUGACAGGCCAUUUGCUAGGAGCUGCAGGUGGAAUAGAAGCUGUCGCUGCUAUACAAGCUAUAAGAACAGGUUGGAUCCAUCCAAAUAUCAAUCUGGAUAACCCGGAGAAAAAUGUGGAUGUCAGCAUGCUAGUGGGUCCACAGAAGGAGAGAUGUGAUGUGAAGGUGGCGCUAUCAAACUCAUUUGGAUUCGGCGGGCACAACUCAUCGAUUUUGUUUGCACCCUUCAAGUGAUCUCUGUUGACGAUUUGCUUUCUUGUGGUUGGUACACAUCGUGGAAUUGGGACCUUUUAUAAGACUACCAAGCUCGGCAAUUUUUCCUGUACUGUAAAACUACGAAGAAAUCCAAGCUUUGUAGAAUAUAUUGUCAUACAACAGACGAAAGAUAGCUGUUGGGGUUCAUUUGUAAUAGAAAAGCGAAACUAUCCCAAGGGAGGGUGUGUCCGUUCAGAUGUACCAGGUGCCAUUUGACCCAUUUUAUUUUGUUUCGGAUGCUUAUUGUAUUUGUCAUAUAUGAACUUUAUUGGGGGCGGUAAUUUUUGGUGUAGCCGUUUGCCCGACAGAUACAGUGAUUUUCUUACAGAUUCAGCACAAAUUGCCUGGUUGAUCUCUUUUUGCA
Phragmites australis (common reed) is the source of this 2352-nucleotide messenger RNA. RefSeq names its product 3-oxoacyl-[acyl-carrier-protein] synthase II, chloroplastic-like. The transcript is spliced from 13 exons. The record is from RefSeq and is a predicted model, not a curated record. Gene Ontology annotation, molecular function: 3-oxoacyl-[acyl-carrier-protein] synthase activity. NCBI's taxonomy places the organism in Eukaryota, Viridiplantae, Streptophyta, Magnoliopsida, Poales, Poaceae. The coding region runs from base 489 to 1967 and encodes 492 amino acids. Gene Ontology annotation, biological process: fatty acid biosynthetic process.